GCCAGCCAGCCAACGGUAAACGGCCGCUACAGCGCCUCCACCGCCCGGGCCUCGAACAUCCACGGACUCACUUUGCAAGCGGCGCCCGGGACCAGGCGCCCCGAGCCGGGCGGCGGUUUGCAAAUUUAGACCGGGGAUCCGAGAGCUGAUGUUCACAAGGAGAAGAAUCACGUGAUGUAUGAAGGCAAACACAUACACUUCUCAGAGGUCGAUAACAAGCCAUUGUGCUCCUACAGCCCCAAGCUCUGCAAACAGCGCCGACUCAACGGCUACGCAUUCUGCAUUCGCCACGUUCUGGAGGACAAAACUGCCCCUUUCAAGCAAUGUGAAUUUGUAGCCAAGUACAACAGCCAGCGGUGCACGAAUCCUAUCCCAAAAUCUGAAGACCGAAGAUACUGCAACAGCCACUUGCAAGUCCUUGGUUUGGUGCCCAAAAAGGAGAGGAAGAAAAAGAAUGAGCAGCUAGAGGAGGUGCGUCCCAGACUGCACCCUGAUGCUACCAUGGCAGUCAGCCUGGCAGUGCCCUCGCUGGCCUUGAAGGCAGCAAAUGGUUUGGAUGGGCCCACACGAUCCCCGCAGCGGCCCCGACUGACGCUCCAGUACCUGGAGCACGAGCUCGACGAUCCAUUCGCUUUCCCUGACGAUGAUGACUACCUGCUGCGGAAAGGGACUGUCAAACGGAAGCUUCAGACCAAACUGGCUCAGAAUCGGCAGCAGCAACGACUGCUGCGAGAGCCUGAGACAUUCAGACUGCAAUCAGAGCACUUUAUCCCACAUACUGCACCAUCACGGCUGCUGUACCCUGGCACUCCCCCUCUCUCGAGUCCCCCCCGACCCGCUGGACUUUCGCAGGGCCUGCUAUGCAAACCCCCUCCGCCUGCACCCCCAACUCCCAGCUUGCCGCAAGCAUCAUCCCAUGGCAUAGUUACGACAACGCCAGCCUCGCACUCGCCAAACGGAAAGGCCCACCGGUCUGCCUCACCACCACAGCAGAUGCCAUCCCCGGCACAGCCAGCUGCGACCCUACCCCCACCUGUCACCGUGGCAACAGACUCUCCCCGGCCUGAUGUCGUUGUCCUCAAGGCUUCAAGAUCCACGCCAGUCUGCAGGCAGCGGUCAGCCUGUAGGAACAGGUUACAGAGACUAGCAAAGCUCUGUGCUGAAAAACAGCUGUUGCACCGGGAUCUCUUCCCACAUCUAGGGCUAGACUGGUCUGAGGACAGCGAGGAGGAGGAAGAGGAAGAUGAACGUGUGCCUCCUUGCCAGUAUGCGUGGACGUUGCGGGACAAGUGGUCAGCUAUUCGUCCCGACCCAGAAGAUGAGGUGCCGAGCACAAGGAGUUUGAGAAUGACACGGCUCUGCAGUUAUCUGCAGCACAGAUACAUGCAACUCUUGCGAGUGGAGCGAGCAGCGGCCCGCCAGCAGCGGUGUCGGCAUGCCUUCCGGAGAGUGCUACUGCAAGCAGCCAGCAAGGAACCCGACUCCACUGGGCAGCUGCUCUGGGAACUCCGAGCAGCAACCCCGACACAGACCAGCACGAAGCAGCCAGAUCACAGAAUAGUGGAACCAGCACUGUGUACAGGAACCAUCAAGGGCCAACAUUGCCCCAACUUGUCUCUUCCGUACACCAGGCACUGUUUCCAGCAUAUCCUGUUGAGUCGCUCCCAGCAGCUGUUCUCAAGCUGCACAGCCAAGUUUGCAGAUGGGCAGCAGUGCUCAGUACCAGUGUUUGACAUCACGCACCAGACGCCACUUUGUGAAGAACAUGCAAAGAAAAUGGUAAAGAACUCCUCAACUCCGGAACUCAGUGCUGAUGAAAUUCCUGACGACAUCACCAAUGAGAUCACCGAUAUGCCAAAUGACCUGGAACUGAAUCAGGAAGAGUUGGCGGAGGUUCUUCAGCGAUUGCCUGAUGACCUGCAGGACUUUGACCUCUUUGAAGGCAAGAAUGGUGAACUCCUGCCAACUACAGAGGAAGCAGAGGAGCUGGAGCGUGCGCUGGAGGCGGUGACCUCGUACGCUGCCUCGUUGGAAUGCCUGAGCUCCAUUGGUGAGCUGGCGCACACGGACGGAGACGGUGACCAGGAACUUACGGGCAGAGGGAUGGGAGUGUUUGCCGCUGCCGCCGCUGCAGCUGGGAUGCCGGCCCUCAGCAGAGCGGUCAACAACGAACUGGGAGACCUCCUGAACGGCCGCAUCUCCACCGAGAACUUCUCCAGCCUGGAGCUGGACGAGAACCUCCUCCAUCACCCGUCUGCACUGUCCAGCCCGGCAGGCUCCCUGGGGAGUCAGGCCCAGGGCACCUACCCUUCCCCUUCGGAUGUGGGCCUUUCCUCUGCCGCCUUGGUCAACCAGAGUGGCGGGCUGGCCGAGCGAGGCCACCAGUCACACUUUCCGAGCCUGCGGGGCGAUGCCGGCCAUAGCUCGCCCAGGGGCCACCUGCUGGGCAAAGCCGACGAGCUGAUCUCCCCCCGGCCGCACUACGGCAGUGAGCACUCGCGCUCGUCUCCGUACAGCAGCGAACACGUGCCGUCGCCCUACAGCGACAACGCCACCCCUCCACCCCGGCCCCUGCCCUACCCCGGGGAUAGCCUCGCCACCCCUACACCCCCCCCCCCCUCCUCCUCCUCCUCCUCCUCCUCCUCCUCCGCCACCACCACCACCACCACCACCACCACCAGCAACAGCAGCACGGCGCCCACCCCCACCCCUUACCCCCCUGACGUGACGCUGCUCCCUGCCCACGUCCUGCCAGCCCAGCUGGUCAGCCCCCGGCCCCAGUGGGGCACCAUCAGCCUGAGUGACCCCGCCACCUUCAGCGGCCUGAUAUCUUCCGGGGCCGAGGGCCACUUGCUCUCCACCUCCCUCUCCACCCCCCUGUCCACGCCUCACUCGCCCUCCACGCGCACAGCCUUCUCCAGUGCCACGCCAGGCAGCGGCGGCGCCGUCCUCCUGCCGGGCCUGACGCAGGCUGGCUUCGGCGACGGCGGUGGCAUCGUCACCUCCGUGGGACCCUCCUCGCCCCCUGACUUGCCGGCCUCCAGCCCCACCAAGCAGCAGCUCCCUCAGUUCAGUGCCGCCUUCGGCCCGCAGCUCACCUCCCACAGCGGCAUCCCCAAGGACGUUCAGCCGACCCACAGCUCGAUAGCGCCCCCGACGGGUUUCUCGGUAACUGCAGCUGCCGCCGCUGCGAUCACGAACAAUGUCACGGUUCCGUUUAGCGCUCCGCAGUGAGUUCUCCUUGGGAUUGCUCUACGACGAGGCGCCUGUUCUUUGGCUUGUGAGCAACGGCUGCAACGUUCCCCUGGUUUUUCUACGGUGUCUUGAGAAUUUUAGGGGUUUAUGUCCAGCUUCUUUUUUUUUCUCUCUACCUGCCUAAUGGGUGAAAUCCGUUCAGGAAGCUGGUGAUGAGAUAAAAGUUGACACGUGACUGGGCAGAGAUGUCAGCAUUUCCUCACCCCUGUAAUUUUUGCUCCUUACUGCUAUUGAGCCGUUUCACUCAUUGACUUUAAUUCUCUCGAUCCCCAGCCUGCUCGUUCACCCCCUGCCUUCAAAUGUUAGAGCUGUGAUCUGUCUUUUAAAACAGUCGUCAUGAAAUUUCUUUCAACCAACCGGAUCCAAGUUAGUCAGCACACCCAACAGCUUGGGUUUAGCAGCCUCACUCCUUGCUUUCCCCCUGGCCCAUGUACGUACACCCACUUGCCCCUUUCCAACAUUUGCAGAUACCUCUCCAUCGCUGGCAUCUCUGUCACAGUCAACUUUUCCAACCGAAUGAAGGCGAAACCAUGGUGGGGUGUUGAAGUAUUGAGAGUGGACUCUGCCAACCUUUUACAGACAUUGUCGUUGCUCAUCCAGGUACUUUGCCAAGCAGCCGAGAGGAGUUCAGGUGACUUCCUUUCCAUAAUGCCAGGGCCUUGUGUGCUUUUUUGAAAAGGGGAAUUGGUGACACUCUUCCCCCUUCCUCUUCAGGGCUAAAAGAGCGUAAUACAUUCAGUUUGAGUAUAUUUUUUAUGUAAAUACAUUAGUACAUUUUAUGACAACAUUACUUAUCUAUAAAACCAUUAAUGGCGCACUGUUAAAUAUCCGACUCAAAGGUAGAUGUUUGGCUCGUUGAGGCUUUUCAUAUUAAAAGAUCACAUACACACACACGCACGCACACACACAAGCAAAUAGAUUCUGGAUUAGAUCCCAUGAUCUCUGCACAUACAUCCCCCAAAGUUGCUGUGAGAUUCUUGAGCGAGGUGGCAGAACUAAUUACAAAAUUUGCUAAAAUCCAGUCCUGAAAUUUUGUCUAAAGCCUUCUUUGUGUGAACUACUAACAUGGAAAUCACUUCAGCCUGAGAGGCCACUUCAGGGCACUUUUUAAAAAUGUAACAAUUACACAGGCUUCUAGGUUCAAAGCGAUGCUUGGGUGUUAUCCUCUCCUCAGUCCAAGCAUCGCAACUUUAUUUUUCUUACCCUUUCUCUGCCUUCUCUUCCCAGACUCGUCCUCCUUCAACCCUGGGCUGCUAUUCUAGCCCACAGCACCAGCAGAGAUGCACAGGAUGUGUUUAUUGAGUGAGCAGCACCUGUUUACUGACACCAUCAAAUCCAAUAUUCUUCAAGUUUGAACCUGUUUCCAUGAGAGACGCUACCAAAUUUGGCAAAAUCACAAGCUUUGGCACCUGUCUUAAAUGUAAACAGACGCUUGGUUUACAAGUUGAUUGCUAAAUCUGAAGUUUCAUUUUCAUUAGUUGGGCGUGGAGGGAAAAGGAGAGCCUCCCCUUACUUCACUUGUUGGUGUUGAGAGAUGCUCUGACCAUUUCUAGGGCUGGUAGGAAAGGGAGGCCUGAUUUUUCUUCUGACUCUGUGGCAGCUACACGUGGAACCUUUGUAAAGCAGGGAUCUCGUGAUCCUAACCUGCAUCAAACCGCCUUAAGCACACGGGAUCCCAAUUUUCAACCCCCCUUCCCCCACCCCCCCAAAAAAAAACUUGGUCUGGCACUUUUGACAGCUGACACUUUGGUGGUUGGAUCAUAGCCUGGGAUGUUCAUCCCUGGCUCCCAGAGUUUAACUGUUUAUUUGUUUAACUGUUGUAUUACCGCAAGACCUGCAACACCAACUGGCACGUUGCCUUUAUAUUGCACCACAGUGGUGUUUACUGCAAUGCACCCUGUCUCUUAACAUGCCAAAUAUGUUCAAUUUUUAGAGAGUAAACUUUAUUUAUGACAGAAGUGGUCUGAAUGUGUAUAAAAUGUAUUCUACAGGCUGUGCUUUUUUGCCUCCUGUACAGUUUUUAAAUGAUAUGCUUCGAUGAGGUUGCCCCAAUUUUAACAUUGUAAAGUAAUUUCGUAUCCUGCCUCAAACACACACGCGCACACAAUGUAUAUAAUGCACAAAAUUUAUCUAUUUACACCUGAGAAUCUCUGCAAACUGCAAUCCCAUCAUUUGUGGUAACAGUACUGCUGAGAAUUUGAGACCCCAUAAAUAGAUGCUUGGCCCAGUUCCAAAGCACCUACAUCCUUGGAACUUUUCUGCUCUCCUGUGCUUUCUCACAAUAACAAAGGCAAAAAUUGUCGGAUGGGACAGAAGUUUCUAUGAAACUUUGUCGAUUCCUUGGGAUCCCAGUGUGCGAUGAGGAACAGCCACAGUCCCUUAUGGAGAACCACCCUCCCAUGUAUCUCAAAAAAAUUGCAUAGGACUCCCAAGUGAGCUUGUUUCGUCGCAAGUGUGGGACAGACUCCUGUUUUGUAGACAUGUCUUGUGGAAGGCCUAUUGCAGUGUCUUGUACAUACAGCACCCUUUUUAAAAAAGAAUACACAUCAUGCAUUUGCGUCCUCCCAUUUUUAUUUGAACACCCAAAGCUUGAUAAACCUAAUGUUCCCUCAUCAUGAAAUAUACAAUCUACUUAUUAUAUUGAUAGUUUGCAUAAUUGAUCACCGUAAUGAAGUGCUUCAAUAUUGUGUGUUGGUUUAAAUAGUGAUAUCUAUUUGAAUAAUGCACUAUAUUAGAUUUUGCAUUGAAGUGAGGAGAGAAGUAGAUUUCUAGCAUUUGGCAUAUGGGUAAGAAGCUCUGACCAGGUAGCUCAAUUGCUCUAUAUAACUUUCUGCUGGCUGUGUAGGGCUGAGGUCCCUUUGACUUUUGCGAGAAAGAAGGUGUGAAGGAGAAUCACGUUUUAAAUAUAGGAGGGAAGUUGCUGCAUUUCACUUCUUACUGUUCUGGUUGAUGGGGUUGAUGGUGUGUUCACUUUGUUCAAUACUGGAUACCCUUGCCUGAUGUCAGAUUGUGCUGUGUUAGUUUCUGUGCAUUUGGUGACAAGAAGCUAUCUUUUGUGUAAUAGUCGACAAAAACUUGAUAGAUUUUACAAGAAUCCUUCUCACUUAUACUGAUUUGAAAAAUAAAACUUGAGCUUCCAUUCACCAACCCCUGGAAAUUAAUAUUCCCCUCUCCAUAACAUCUUUGGGCACAUGUACUGUUCCACCUGAACCUGUGACACGCUAUGUCUUUAUCCCUAAAUGCUUGGCCAGACUCCUUUCAUCUGAGCUUUGGUUCUUUGAUCUCUGACUAAGUCAUGUGUAACAUCUUCCAUUCUGGACACUUUUAGCUGUACAUCCUGAGCCAGUCAUCUCUGCAUUAAUUUGCUGUAGCCGACUGACCUCACUGCUGUUGCUUCACCAAAAGAUGCGUCAUAAUUUUGUUUUCGAUGUUUCCUUUGUGAAAUUUGACUCAGUUCAAAGAAGUUUCCUGCUUUUUAAAUGUCCUGUCAUUUUAGUAUCGGUAAUCCCAGUGCUGGUUGCAUUUGAAAAUGUUGAAAUACAUUUAAUUGCGUUGACUUUGCUUUGGUAACUAGCAUAUAUGGAGAAGUGUGUACUGUAGUAUAUUGGUUUGAAUAGAUUGUUUCGGGGUGAUGGUGAAAAGAACGAUUUAGGUAACAGUUCUUUUGAGAAAUGUCAGUUCAUUACCUUAAGUUAGGACUACCCUUGAACAUUAGCUGUUUUGGAUGAACUACUGUGGGGCUACAGAAUUAGUGUGAUCUUAAAUUCUGGUUUUAAAUGAUCCUUCUUGACGACCUGUGGUGUAAAGGGAAGUGAUGCUGGUUCUGUGCGUAUUUUCAGUUUUCUGUGGAAGUUCUUUGAUCAGAGACCUCUGCAGAGCCCUUGGGAAGUGAACAUCGCGGUUCCAGCUUUCUGUCACAGAAAUGCCACUUCAAGUCACUUGGUCAAAUGUCACAACUUGCCUUGUGCCAGUUCUCCCUUGUCCAUAAGUUGCACUUGAGUUAACUCCAUGCUGAUUUCUGGAAGCAUUCAGACUGUAUUUUGGAUGCUGUCCAUUCAGUAGAUCGAUAGCAAGUAGGUACUUGAGCAUCUCUUUGGGGAAAGUCAUCAUAUCAUUGAUUUGUUGUUUCAUUUGAUUGAAAUUUGGAUCUGAGUUUCAUGUCUCUUGGACAGGGGAAUAGAAUGUUUAGAGCCAUUUCUUACUGCAGUGAGGCUUUGUUUUUCUUUCCAGCAUGCAAUAUUUUCAGAUUUAAAAGUACUAAUGAAAUAGAACACUUGCAGUGAAAGGGAAUCCCAGUUAGCUUGUUUUACAUAAGAUAGCAUGAGGCUGUGAGCUAUUGUAUCUAGUAUCUAGUAGGGAUUGAUGUGGAUAGUUUCUGCAAACGUCCUAAUUUGUAAACUAAAAAUCAGCACUUUCCCUCUUUCUUGCUUGAACCUCUGAAUGGGUCCUCGGUUCCAAUAAAUCAACUAGAUUCAAAGUCUGGAAGUGAAAUACAGUGGCUCAUCAGUAAACAGGACAUUAGAAACUAUUCUUGUUUCUGGUUCAUUAAGGUUUUGGUCUAUAUAACUGGGUGCAGUUCCUGUGUUAUGUGGUUCUGUUUAUUACAUUGAUUUAGCUAGUUUCUUGGCCAGGAAGGAACCAAUUAUUGGUGUUGUCUGGCAACUGGAAUGCCUACCAGGAUACCUAAGGUGAUGAACUGUUCAGCAGCCAUUAGUAUCAAUGAGCUGGUGCCAACAUUUACACUUUGGAUGUAUUCUACUCGUGUGUAUCUUCACACACUUAGGCAGCACAAGUAGUUGUUCAGUACUUACCAGUAUAGUCCUGGUCACCUUGAAAAAUAAGGGGAUAGCCUUGAGUUGCUCUUUUGUUGAGACCUUUGAAUGGAGCUGCAGCUGUCUUGGGGUGAACUCGGACUAUAAUGAGCUAGAAGUUUACUUGCAAUGUGCAAUACAUCCAGGCUGGUGUGGUAGUCACUGUUCUCGAUGUGAGGUAGCUGUGAUCUUCAGGAGUCUCGCUGAGAGAAGCCCACAAGUCUCCAGACAUUAUCCUCUAUCAACAUGAGCACAAUGGCAAUGCACCACUUUGCUUGCAACCAUGAUCCGACUACCUUCAGAUUUUAUACCAAAGUAGUGGAAUGGACAGUGUCUAGUCCCCAUUUUUAAAAAGAAAUAUGAUUAUAUUGAGAUGUAUUUAAUAAUGAAAUUAUUCUAAUUUUAAAACCUUUGUCACCAGCAUUUAGCACUGCUAGAGUAUCCCAAACAGAGUCCAUUCUUGUUAUCUGUAUAUUUUUGGUAUAUUCUGUUGGACUUUCCUCAGUAGAUGAGGAUUUUUUAGUCCUUUCGGUUUCCCUUCUCGCCUCCCUGAGUCAGAUAUACAACCAAUAGAAGUUUGAUAGGCCCAGGGUGUCCAUGGCUGAUUUUGGUCACGAAAUGUAUCCAAACUCACCAAACUGUCAACACAGCAUCACAUCAACGUAUGUCUACUCAUGUUUCACAAGACAUUGUCUCUGUAUAUUAAUUGAAUUGGUACAUAGCAUUUGCAAGGAAUUAAGUAGAAUGAGCUGUUAGUAAUACAAGAUUGUAUAGGUAAAUAUGGAUAAGUCUACCUCCGUUAAAAGUCCACAGCACCCUAAUUCCAUAUCUGUCACCACAGACUUUGCCUACACCCCCUGACUGCAGCGAUUGCUCUUUGGGUGAGCAAGAACGAUAUUGAAUUUGCCCCUCACCAAUCCGUGCCCUUGACCUGGAGAUUGUGGCUUAGCUUAAAGCCAUGCUUUGCAUUUACCUUCUGCUAUUUCACUUGAUGGUUGCAGCUUUGAAUGUUUUGAUGAUAUUUUACAGUGUUGAUCAUUAUUAUUUAAAUUGCUCCUUGGCUAUUGUUCUAUGCUUUUGAGUGCUACCCAAAAAUCAAGUGACUUGAUACUCCCAAAAACUGUGUUAUGGUCAACGUAUUGAAUUAUCUAGGGGAAGUAGCCCCCACCAGGGAAGUUUGUGUACAGCUUGAAUGAUUGAAGUUGGGAGAGGAUUAUUAUGACUUGUCUUGUGUGCUGAUGGUAUAAACUGCAAUAUGCCCCCAUUGUUUUGACUGUUCUGUUGAGAUUCCAGGUGAACCUAGAAUUGUCUGCAGUUUGACAUUCAGCUGCUCUUUAUAGUGAUGAAACUUGCAAUCUAAGGGAUAACAUUCAACUAAUGCAAAACAUUAGACGGACAAUUUACAAUGGACAGUCUUGUGCAAGACCAUGUGAGGUGGGACAUAUAAUACUGUAAACUUCCAUUUGCCUGUAAAACGUGCCUAUUCUUGUCUGUGCAGAGCCACACACUAACUCUGCAUUGAAAUGUUAGAAAAGGUUGAGGAAAGAUUUGAGGUUUUGCGCAGCAGGUGAUCUUUUCAUCAAGAGUACAAGACCUGGAAUAAAGGAAGUCAUUUGCUGUUGAGUGAAAGUUUAGCAAUGAUCAUACAAUUUGAUUGUAUUAGAGAAUAAUUUGGAUUGUUUAAAAGUCAUGUCAAGGUGUUGGGUUGGAUUGGAUUUACCCACUUCAUUUCAAAGCGAAAUGGUGUAACUGCAUUCCUUGGCACAUGAUCACCCCAGGGCAUAUGUCAGAGAACUAAAGAGAAAAACAGACCAAACUCAAACCAAGUAGUCAUUCGACCAAAAAAUAAAAGCUUUUGUCACCCAUCUUUACUAAGAAACUGCACUAGGUACAGCUAGACUCAACUGUGGAGUGAUUUGCUCUUGUAACUAUUGGUCUUUUGAUCAUGCAUUGAAUCGGUAUGCAGGAUGGAUCUCCUCAGAAAACUUGGUCAACUCAUUUUAAACAGUGUGCAACACAUUCUGUGAACGAGUGACAUGAGACCCUGCACUCGAUAAAAGGGGUCAGAACGUUAAGCAGUCACCAAUUGCCUUUAAAAUCUGGCAGUUUAAUGCUGUUAUGAGCUUCUACACUUAACUUCCCUUUUAAGACGGAGCUCAUGUUGAUGGGCAACUUUUAGACAUUUAAAUGAAAUAACAGUGCAAUGAAGAGAAUCCACACUGAAGGCUGGUUUAGAAAAUGAGCAUGUUGGACUCCUGUAGUUUACUGCGCUGCGCAAGGACUCUCCAAGCCACCAUUGCCAUGCCAGUUGCGGUUGUUAUUACUUGGCCAGUGUUCUAACCAUGCUGUAAUUGAAGAUGAGAUGGGACUGGCAGCAAACAGCUUAUUUAAACAAUCUGUACCAACUAUAGGAAGAAAACCCAUUGCCGAAAGUAUAGCAAAGUCUGCUGAUAAUAGGAUUAUUUCUUCAGCAAAAUGCAGUGAAUGGAGGAUUGCUGUAUUUUGCUCUUGCACACAGUAUCUAGUCUAAUUCUAGUCAGUUAAAGCAAUGAUGUCUCCAGAUAUGAUGGCUGAGGAAAUUAGCCCAAUCACCACCAUUUUGUUUGGCAUGAUGGCUCAGUGCUCACAUUCUCCCCUGUGUCUGCGUGGGUUUCCUCUCUCAGUCCAAGGAUGUACAGGCUGGGUGGAUUAGCUGUGGGAGAUUUCAGGGUUACAGGGAUAGGGUAGAUGGGUGGGUUGCUGUUUGGAGGGUUGGUGUGGACUCUGGGCCAAAUGGCCCACUUCCACUCUGCAGGGCUUCUAUGACUCUAUUUUGCCUUGUAUAUUUGAAGUUGUUCUAUGUAAUAAGGAAAGCAACAGUUUUGGCAUCAGUCAAUCUUGCUGCACAUAGACUACUGGUUCACCUUCGCUGAUUGGAAAUACCUUUUUUAAUUGAAGGAAGCAGUUUGUUUUUGUAAUUAUUUAUUGAUUUCUGCUGAAAUUCUUUAUGAAUUUUUGCAAAGAUUGAGACAAAUGGCAAUUUCAUAAUUUUAAUUGUCAUUUAUAUAAAACAAUUGUUAAAUCUUUAUUUUUACAAGCGGUGUGUUGAAUAAAAGGCAGCAGUCUGAAGGACAUGCUUUCUUGUGCUUCACCAGCAGUAUAUCAUCCCCCAGAUGUCUUUUCUCCCAUCUAGAUCCAGUCUCCUCCUAAUUGGGGAAGAGGGCAAGAGGGAAAGCAUAUUUCAUGUGAAAUAUUUUUGAUGCCAUCUUCAUGUAGCUCUUUGGGGCUACCAAGCAUUCAAAGAUAACAAGAGGAGAAAGCAGAAACAGUAUGAGAAAGUAGUCAUCUUUUAAACAGCAGGAUAUAUGGAAAAGUUUGACUUUUUCUGCCAUUUGAUAAAUUAUUGGCACAUAAGAUGCCAGCUUUUAUUCCUUUGUUUCAAAAUCCUAAUCCAAAAUGUGAAGAUUACAAAUAAGGUAGAGGUACUUCAUGUGGAAGAAUAGAGAAGUCUUGUAUGCCUCUUUCCCUGCCAUACACUUACAUGUUAUCUGUGCAUUUGUCCUACUGUUCUGGUUGAUUGCUUAGUCAGAGAUCUGGGCAUGUUGGAGGUAUACAACUCACUAACACUUUCUUAACAGUGCUGUUGUGAUUUUGAACUUGGUGCAAAAACACAAGUUUUAUUUAUAAAACCUGUUCAGUUUUUUUUUAAUAUAUACAAGACUUGACUAGAAGCAGAUUUGAGGGAAAAGGGGGGAUGCAUACACGAGCUUCAUUAUGGGAGGUAAGGCUUGGAUUUUAUGGCCUUCGGCUGUCACCUCCAUUAACUCCAACGUCUGGUAGAAUUAGAGCCAAUUAAAGUAUUCCCUUUGCCUGAGGUCUUGUUCAGUGCUGAGACUUUCUCUGUCCAGAGGAAUUUUGACGAGCAGUGGGUGCUUGCCAGUCUUGGUAACAUGAUCGCAUAACCUUGGCAUUACAGUGUGAUGUGUAUGUGUAUAAAAGAUUGUCUUCAAUUUGUACGAAGUGAGCCAUGCCCUCAAACUAAUUGCUCACUUGGACCCCCUCAUGAACUAAAGGAAUGUCACUUGACCCCCUGAAUUGGCGGUCCUGCUUCAGUAGUAUGUACAGCAAUACACAAGGGGAGGACUGAAGACACAGCUUGUGAAAUGAAGUUUAAUAUGACUCAUGCUGGUCAUGUGGUUUUUAAGAUAAGCCAGACAGGCGGCAAAGGCAUCAGUAAGGCCUUCAUUACAUUAUUUAAGACACCAGCUAAAAUGCUUCCAAUUUUUAAUGCAAUUUGACAGUGAAGCCCCUGCCUACCCCCAAAUAAGAGUGCAUUGUUUUUAAGAACAUGUAUCGAGGCGGGCUGCAUGAUCCUCUUGGUGCCUUGACAAGAGCUCUCUCUUAUCCAUAGCCCAUACCCCUUAUAACGUGAGUCUCCAAAAAAAAAAGCAACUUUCCUUGCAAGGAGAUCAAUUUUCCAGUCAAAGAAAAUGUACAGAAUUGUCAUUUGAAGCUAUCCUUGUCUGUUUUUAAAAUUCACAAUAGUUCUUUCAUUCCAAAAUGCCUCUGAGUUCUCCAAUAUCGGAAACCUAUUGGGGAAGCCACAAUGUAUAACUCACUGAACCGCAUGCGCGCCCCCUAAGCUAGCUGUCGCCGCAUCUUUUUGGCACCUUUCUUCAGGCCCUCUUCUGUCAUAGAUCCAGAAAACACCAACAUGAUUCGAUUCUUUUCAGAGGCUGAAGCACUUGAAGUUUAUUUUAUGUUUAAGAAAAUUCCUAGUAAGGUUGUUUAGGGAGAGGAGGGUAGGGAGUUGUACUAAAAGUGCUGCUGGGCUGUGUCUCUUAUCACAAUCUGUCUCUCACACUUGUUUUUCUGGAGGAACUAUAUUGUAAAUGACUUUUGAUAGCAGGGAUCAGUGGUUUCAGGCUACAUUUCAUGCGUGAUGUUCCUUUUAUGCAUAUUGUAGAACUAUGAGCUUUCAAAGCACUCAUGAAGCCCCUAGACACAGUUUUGGGUGGGGACAUCUUAAACAAUUGCUAAAUUUCACAAAGUCAGAGUCAUUAAAUGUAAUCAAAAAAAAUGCCUGAAGUCCAGGAGACGUUUAUCUGGGAAAUUCCUACAGGGUUGACCCCACUGUCCUCCCCUGUCCAAGCCCCCUCUUCAAUCCUUACCCACUUCCUGACUCUAACUGGCUUUUGUCUGGAAUCGCCCAGAUUUAAAUUUCUCCUAUUUCACCACCAUCCAACACAACAUUAUCAUUCUCAACCCAGCCGUGCAGUUGGUUUGUGAGUAUCAGGGACUUUAUGGCAAAAAAAAGAGAAAGGAGCCCGUGGAAAAACACAAUAGUCCUAUAAACUGCUUCAACAUUGAGAAACAGGAAAGGUGGCUCAAAUUUCUUAUAUUCAAUGAAUGUACUGUAUUUCUGUUUUUUAAAAUAAGGCGAGCUAAUAAUUAAAUUAGUCACCUUUUGUUAUUGUCCUUGUUUAAUUUGUUUAAGGUAUUUUUUGUAUACAAAAGUUUACAUUUUUAUGUAUAUUUUUCUGUGUACAGACUAUGUAAUAUGUGUAUAAACACUGUAUGUAAUAUCUGUAUAUAGUGUGAUAAAUGAUCUUUGUUUGGAUGUACAAAUAAAAACUUGCUGUGAA
This is a messenger RNA of Rhincodon typus (whale shark), 13690 nucleotides long. RefSeq names its product INO80 complex subunit Db (gene ino80db). The coding region runs from base 175 to 3234 and encodes 1019 amino acids. The transcript has 9 exons. The record is from RefSeq and is a predicted model, not a curated record. Lineage: Eukaryota; Metazoa; Chordata; Chondrichthyes; Orectolobiformes; Rhincodontidae. Gene Ontology annotation, cellular component: nucleus.